AUGGCGAAAGAAGUAACACAAUCCGUAGCUAAACCAAUGGAGGUGAAAAAGAUAACUUAUGCCGAUGAAACCGGCCCAAAAACUAUUUCCGCUGAGCUUAAGAAGGAAUCCCAAUUCAUAACGACUACCGUAACCAGUAACCAGCAAAGCAAAGCUACUAAAAAAUCCUACGAGCAGAUGAUCAUCGACGCCAUCACGGAGAACGAUCCACGCCGGAAGGGUAUAUCGUUUACAUUGAUUAAAAAGUUCAUCAAAGGCAAGUACCAGAUCGAAGGGGAAAUAACGUCCUACGUAAAGAAGGCAUUUGAAAAGCUUAGCAGCAAGAACACUGUCGAACGGGUGUCGGGAAUGGCUGGCAUGAGUGGAAGCAUCCGGCUUACCAAAGCCCACAUCGCGGAAGUUAGUAAGCAGCAGAAGCUCGCUGCUAAAGCAAAACCGAAAAUUGCCAAACCGCCGAAAAAGCAAGCGACUAAGAACGAAAAGGACAAAAACAAUAACGAAAAGAAGAAGGGUAAAGCGGUUAAGACGAAACCGACGCUACAUGCUAAGCCAAGCACGAAGAAAACCGCCAUUACGAAAACGAAAAUUGCAAGAUCCGGUGGCAAGGUGCGCCUAUCGAUCGUUACCAGUACGGAUCCAUCACCGAGCACGAGCGCAAAGACGGCCAAGGCAAAGAAGAACGGUUCUAAAACGACUGCUGCCGCUGAAAAAUCGGCAAAGCCAAAGGGUAAGAAGAAUGUUUCGGCUAAACCGAAGCCGGCAAAAGCGCACAGUGAGGAAAAGGAAUAG
Anopheles marshallii is the source of this 789-nucleotide messenger RNA. RefSeq names its product histone H1-like. The coding region runs from base 1 to 789 and encodes 262 amino acids. Lineage: Eukaryota; Metazoa; Arthropoda; Insecta; Diptera; Culicidae. Gene Ontology annotation, biological process: nucleosome assembly. The record is from RefSeq and is a predicted model, not a curated record. Gene Ontology annotation, cellular component: nucleosome. Gene Ontology annotation, molecular function: DNA binding. The transcript has a single exon.